Geodia barretti is the source of this 963-nucleotide messenger RNA. The record is from the annotation of a GenBank genome assembly. NCBI's taxonomy places the organism in Eukaryota, Metazoa, Porifera, Demospongiae, Tetractinellida, Geodiidae.
AUGCUACCCAAGGUGUUUAUUGAUGGGCAUACCGGUACCACCGGCCUUCGGAUCCACCAGUGGAUGGCGGACCGUAACGACAUAGAACUGCUCACCCUUCCGGAAGAACUGAGGCGGGACGCGGAAGAGCGUCGGGGCCAGAUUCUGGAGUCUGACGUUGCCGUGCUUUGCCUGCCUGACGACGCUGCCGAAGAAGUUGCCGGCUGGGUCGAGGAAGCCGACACUCGCCUGAUCGACGCCAGCACCGCCCACCGGGUGGCCGAGGGUUGGACGUACGGGCUGCCGGAACUUGAACCCGGGCAACGGGCAGCCAUACAUGACUCCAAGCUGGUAUCGAAUCCCGGAUGCUAUCCAUCAGCGUUUAUCUUGCUGGUCCGUCCAUUGGUUGACGCGGGAUUGCUCCCCGAAGAUGCGCCGAUUUCCAUCAAUGCCUUGUCCGGCUAUUCGGGCGGCGGGAAUUCACUAAUAGGCAAAUGGGAGAAUCCUGAGAAUGGCCUGGAUGCGCUGCCCUUCGAGGCGCCCUAUGCCCUUUACCAGCGGCACAAGCACAUUCCUGAAAUGAUGAAGUUUGCCCGGAUAAGCGCCGAGCCCCAGUUUGUGCCGGCCGUCGGCCCCUUUCGCUGCGGCAUGAGGGUACAGGUGCCAGUCCACGCGUCUAUGUUGAAGUCCGGCGCCACUGGAGAACAGGUCUGGGAAGCCCUGUAUGACCGCUACCUGGGAGAGCAGUUCGUCGAAGUGGCCCAUUUACAAGAGGCCGGCGCAUUGAACGAGCUCAGCUACAAUCCGGAAGUUUGCAACGACAGCAACCGAAUCCAACUGCACGUUGCCCCACAUCCGUCAGGGCACGUUUUGCUGAUCGCCCUGCUGGACAACCUGGGCAAGGGCGCCUGCGGUGCAGCUAUUCAAAACCUGAACCUGAUGUUGGGGUUUGAGGAAGGGGCGGGGCUGCCCAACUCGUUAUAA